Messenger RNA from Limanda limanda (common dab), 1801 nucleotides. It is a transcript of the gene marchf5l, whose product is annotated as membrane-associated ring finger (C3HC4) 5, like. Bases 154 to 1062 code for a protein of 302 amino acids. The transcript has 7 exons. NCBI's taxonomy places the organism in Eukaryota, Metazoa, Chordata, Actinopteri, Pleuronectiformes, Pleuronectidae. The record is from RefSeq and is a predicted model, not a curated record. Gene Ontology annotation, molecular function: zinc ion binding.
GCUUACCGUGUCUGAAGCUAAUCGUGUGUCAACACUUUAUUCCGGAUUAAACUUCACGAUCUAAAGUGUGAAACCAGCAGAGUCCAGGUCUUAGCUGCCGUCUGAUGGGCUCAUGAGAACAUCGGAGGGAGAAGACUCAGUUCCUGAAGCAUCAUGGCCGCUGUUGAGGAGCAGCCUGAGAAACACUGCUGGGUGUGUUUCGCCACCGAGCGGGACGACCACGGCGCCGAGUGGGUGAGUCCCUGCCGCUGUAAGGGCUGCACCAAAUGGAUCCAUCAGUCGUGUCUGCAGCGCUGGCUGGACGAGAAGCAGAAAGGCAACAGUGGGGGGGCAGUGAGCUGUCCGCAGUGUGGCACCGAAUACCACGUGGUCUUCCCCAAGAUGGGCCCCUUGGUGUACUUCCUGCAGCAGGUGGACAGAGCUCUGUCUCGGGUCAGUCCAUUCGCGGCGGUGGGGGUGGUGGUCGGGACGGUGUACUGGUCAGCCGUCACAUACGGAGCUGUGACCGUCAUGCAGGUUGUGGGUCAUAAGAAGGGUUUGUAUGUGAUGGAGCGAGCCGACCCCCUCUUCCUGUUGAUGGGUCUGCCCACCAUCCCUGUGGUGCUGGUCCUGGGAAAGAUGAUCCGCUGGGAGGAUUAUUUAAUUCGGCUGUGGCACAAACGCAGCCUGCCUCCAGGGAGCUACCGCUAUCUGCCUCGUCUGCCUGCCGACGGCCCGGGGGCCGGAGACCACCUGUCCGUGUCCAGGACGCUGUGCGGAGCGCUCAUCUUUCCCUCCAUCGCCAGUCUGGUCGGGAGGAUUCUGUUUCGACGGGUUUCAUCGAGUCUGCAGCGAACGAUGCUGGGAGGCCUGGUGUUCGUGCUGAUCAAAGGAGUUCUGAAGGUGUAUUUCAAACAGCAGCAGUACAUCGUCCAGGCCAACAGGAACAUCCUCAACUACCCCGAGAGGAACGGGAACGGACAGAACGAGGGAGGAGAGGAGGACGCCGAGGACACAGAGGACGCCGAGGACACAGAGGACGCCGAGGACACAGAGGACACAGAGGAGAGUGGAAACGAGUAGCAGGAGCGGGAGUCGAUGGCAGAGAUGAUUUUAUAAAAAAACAAAUGUAUUUUUAUCGUGAAACAAAAAGCAGAACUCAGACGACUGGUUGUGGCACCAGUGGCAGUUGGGGUCUCAUAAUUCAUGGACACCAUUAUAAAGUCGGACAUUUUCCAAAUCUAAAACCAGUUUAUGGCUCAUUUAAAAAAGUUGAGAAUUUGCCUCUUCACCUUUUUCAAGAUAUUUGAAUCUUAGUUUGGCUCUAAAAGUCCUGAAUGUUGAAACAUGUUGUUCUGUUUGCAAACAAUCAAUUUACCCUCAGUGCCUAUUAUUAUGAUAUGAAUCAGUUCUGCCUGAGAGAAAACUGUUUAUGAGAUCAUACAAUGUCGAGCUGCUGAAUCAGAGGUGUUGGUAGAAUGUGGGGUUGGGUGUUUCUAGGGAUACAGGUAAAGCGUUUCAUAGUUUUAUGCACAGAUUAAUAAGGGUGUGGUUAUUUAUUGGUCUCAUGUUGCUCUUCCUUCUGACACUCAGUUAAAGCAGAGUUCAUAUUAAUAUGUCAUACUUUUCGACUCCUGCGGUUAAGGUAAAUAAAGCAGCUCCUGCUCCAGAAGGUUUAGAAAGAUUGAUCUUCUUUGCUUUUGCCAAAUGAAAAUGUAUUCAAAGAUGAAUGCAGUGUCCCGAAGCAGGAGUGUGUUAAACUGAGCUCAUAUUUUAUGUCUUGGAGAAUAAUUUGUCUAAUAAAUAUCUCUUUCUCAUUCUG